AUGUUGUUCGCAGCGGUGGUGUGUUUAAGUAUAGCGUCGUCGGUUUCAGCAGCGUUCACUGACAUGAACUGUACCAACGGUGACAGUACAACAACAACGUUUAUUGCAUCUGCAACCGCAUGCGAUGACAAGUACGCAGCAACAACGUGUGCAACUUUUUUCGGUACUGCCGUUGUAGCAGGAUCGACAACGGACAGAGACGCGACUUGUCUAACGGACGAAGAUGUGAAGGCGUUAGCCAUUGCCAUGUGCCCGAAACAUUGCGGUUACUGUUGCAUGACCCCCGAGUACCAGUGUAAAAACGCUGAUUACCCACGAGUGAAGUGUUCGACCGUAACACCUGCUCAGUGCAGAGAUCCCACGUGGAGACCGAUCCUUGCCCAAGACUGCCCAAAUGUCUGCGGAUUUUGUCUCGAAGGUGGAUGCGUCGAUGCAGCCAUCGAAUGUAAAAAUGACCCUGCUAUCUGCAGACAAGUCGACAUGCAAUCUUUCGUCAAGACGAACUGCAUGAGGACCUGUGGAUAUUGUCCCGCAGCGGUCACGACAGCUGCAGCUGUAGUUGCAGUCACUACAGCUGCCAGUGCAUCCAGCACGUGCUCUGACUCAAGUUCGAGUUGUGCCACAUGGGUGGCGAACGGAUUCUGUGCCAACGCAUUCUACACAACUGCCCAGAAGAGGUCUUACUGUGGCAGGUCAUGCGGUCUUUGCUAA
Messenger RNA from Cooperia oncophora, 711 nucleotides. NCBI's taxonomy places the organism in Eukaryota, Metazoa, Nematoda, Chromadorea, Rhabditida, Trichostrongylidae. The record is from the annotation of a GenBank genome assembly.